Molecule: messenger RNA, 1116 nt
Organism: Pollicipes pollicipes
Lineage: Eukaryota; Metazoa; Arthropoda; Thecostraca; Pollicipedomorpha; Pollicipedidae
Product: putative G-protein coupled receptor AH9.1
Exons: 2
Coding region: 1-1116 (371 amino acids)
Biological process (GO): G protein-coupled receptor signaling pathway
Cellular component (GO): membrane
Molecular function (GO): G protein-coupled receptor activity
Source: RefSeq, a predicted model, not a curated record
AUGACCGACCACUCCUGUCCCGACCGACCGACCGAAGACGAACUCCAGAUCCACCGCCAGAUCUCGCUGGCUGCGUACGCCGCGGCCGGCGUCGGCUGCGCACUCGGUAUCGUUGGUAAUGCCCUCAGCGUGCUCGUGUUGCGAUGCGUGCGGCCCCGCGCCGCGCCCAUCUACCUGUACCUGACGGCGCUGGCGGUGGUGGACCUGCUGACGCUGGUCAGCGCGCUGCCGUACGUGGCGUACCGACUGGUGCCGCCAUCUGCCAGCUGCAGUGGCUUUCUCGUCAGCACCGGGCCCUUUCUCGCCUUCUACAUGGCGCACUGUCUCAACCCGCUUGCUAACGGCUUCGUCUACAUCAGCGUGUACAUCACCUUCUGGAUCACGGUGGACCGGUACGUUGCGGUCCGGCACCCGGCACAGUACGCGGCCCGCCAGGAUCGUUCCGGCCAAGCGCGUGACCGAAUCGUCUUCUCGGCUGUGAUCACGUUCGUCGCAAACAUGCCGUCGGUAUUCUACUACGACAUGGUCGCAGACAGCGGGGGCUACCGGGUCGACUUCCACCCGUCAGUGAUGAGAAACCACUGGUGGAUGUGCGUUGUCUCGCUGCAGCAGGCCAUGCUGCUCGGUCCCGUCGUCGCCAUUCUCGUCAUGAACGUGAUGGUGAUGACGCGUGUGCUUCGGAUCCAGCGUGGCGUGCGCGCCGAGCCGCCGCCUGUCUGCGUGAUCGUGCCUGUGUACGACGACACAGAACGCCGGCUGGUCUGGCUCUUGGUGGCCAUCAGCGGCGCCUGUGUGGCAUGCAACGUUCUCUCUCCGGCCGUCGUCCUGAUGGCGCUGGCCAGACCGCGCAAGGAUCUGCUCUUCGUGCUGCAGUCGGUCGGCAACGACCUGCAGUUUGCGAACAGCCUGUUGAACGUGCUCUUCUACUACGUGUUCAGUCUGGAGAUGCGGCGCGCCCUGUACGGCCUGGUCGAGCGCGGUGUGGCGCGGCUGCGCCGGCUUCGCGGCCAGGCCGACUCGGUCCAGCUGCGGGUCAAGUCGCUGCGCGCCCGCCAGCUCGUCUCCGGCUCCCUCUUCACGGCGCGGGCUUUGACGAGCGAGGGCGUGCUACACUGA